Messenger RNA from Ilex paraguariensis (yerba mate), 620 nucleotides. Lineage: Eukaryota; Viridiplantae; Streptophyta; Magnoliopsida; Aquifoliales; Aquifoliaceae. The record is from the annotation of a GenBank genome assembly.
AUGGCAGAGAAAAGCAAAAUUUUAGUGAUCGGAGGGACUGGUUAUAUCGGAAAAUUCUUGGUGGAGGAAAGUGCAAAAACUGGGCACCCAACUUUUGCACUGGGAGAUAUCUACAAUCAUGAGCGCUUGGUCAGCUUAAUCAAGCAAGUUGAUGUGGUGAUCUCUGCGGUCGCGGGAAGACAGAGUGCCGAUCAAGUGAACAUCAUUGCAGCCAUUAAAGAAGCUGGAAACAUCAAGAGAUUUCUACCUUCAGAAUUCGGAUUCAACGUGGACAAGACCCAUGCGGUUGAGCCAGCCGCAAGCGUGUUUAAGACCAAGACUCAGAUUCGAAGGACUAUCGAGGCUGAGGGAAUUCCUUACACUUACGUGGCGUGCAACGCUCUUGCUGCCUACUUUCUUCCCAACCUUGGACAAUUGGAUGAUGCCACUUCUCCUCCUAGAGACAAAGUAGUAAUUCUUGGAGAUGGAAAUUCCAAAGGUAAUUAAAAAAAUAAAAGAAUCGAUUGAAACAGAGAAGUAGACAAUAAAUUAUAGAUUGAAACAGAUAGGUAGACAGUAAUGAUCCGAUGAAAAAAAUCACUAAGAAACUUUAGUUUUUGAUAGUGGAAUCGAUUGAAACA